Molecule: messenger RNA, 2280 nt
Organism: Macadamia integrifolia
Lineage: Eukaryota; Viridiplantae; Streptophyta; Magnoliopsida; Proteales; Proteaceae
Product: poly [ADP-ribose] polymerase 2
Exons: 18
Coding region: 203-2110 (635 amino acids)
Molecular function (GO): NAD+ poly-ADP-ribosyltransferase activity
Source: RefSeq, a predicted model, not a curated record
ACAAUGGUCUACUGGACUCAUUUCCCUAAGGCCGGACGUCGUGUAGCGCACCCCCUUCUUCCUCUGUAAGAUUUUGAAGCCUUCCCUCCAAUUCCUAAAUACGUGUAGCACACUACGGCUUCCUCUCUUCCUCCACAGGCUUUCCGAAAGCUCAAAACCCCUCUCUCUCGCUCUCACUCUCCACACACACUCACAGAGGGAAAUGGCAAACAAGCUUAGGGUGGAAGAGCUUCGAACCCAGCUCGCCCAACGAGGGCUUGACAUCUCCGGAACAAAGCCUAAGCUAGUUUUGAGGCUAGAAUCUGCAAUUCGAAAAGAAAACAAGUUGUCGACGGAUGGAACUGAUGCUUUAGCGGGGAAAAAGAGACCGAGGGAAUCGGAGAAUGAGGACUCAAAUGGGCCCGAGAAGGUUAAAGCCAUUGAGAAGCUCCGAGAAAUGGGUAUUCGUCAAUUACGCGAACAAGCGACCCUUCGAGGGAUUUCGUCAGAUGGGUCGAAGAAGGAACUCUUGGAGAGGCUCUCUGUCGAUUUGGAUAAGGAUUCUCAAUCUCAGCAGACUACUGAAGGUAAAGAGGAAUCAGAUGGGAGCAAAAAAGAGAAGUUGGUUACGGCUACUAAGAAGGGUUGUGCAGUUUUGGAUCAAUGGCUACCUGAUCACAUAAAGACAAAUAACCAUGUGUUACAGCUUGGGGAUGAAAUAUAUGAUGCUACCCUGAACCAAACAAACGUGUCUGACAAUAAUAACAAGUUUUAUGUGAUUCAAGCUCUUGAAUCUGAUGAUGGUGGUACAUUUAUGGUGUACACUAGAUGGGGUAGAGUUGGAGUAAAAGGGCAGGACAAGUUACAUGGUCCUUACACUUCAUGUAAUGCAGCGAUUCAGGAAUUUAAACAGAAGUUCUUUGACAAGACUAAAAAUGAAUGGUCCAACCGCAAAAGGUUUAUUUGUUACCCAAAGUGCUACACAUGGUUGGAAAUGGACUACAGUGAAGCAAAAAAUGGAUCAGUUCCUGAGAAGCCAACUGACUCUUCAUUGGUGGUUCAACCUCGGGAGUCACGACUUGAACCUCGCAUUGCCAAGUUCAUUUCUCUAAUUUGCAAUACCAGCAUGAUGAAGCAGCAAAUGUUGGAAAUAGGAUACAACGCUGAGAAGUUGCCCCUUGGCAAGCUAAGCAAAACCACAAUAUUGAAGGGUUAUGAUGUCUUGAAGAGAAUUGCUGAUGUGGUUGGUCAAUCUAAUAGGAAGCAACUUGAGCUAUUAAGUGGAGAGUUUUACACAGUCAUCCCUCAUGACUUCGGUUUUAAAAAGAUGAGUGAAUUUGUCAUCAACACCCCACAGAAACUGAAACAGAAGUUGGAAAUGGUUGAAGCCUUAGGUGAAAUUGAGGUUGCAACUAGGUUAUUGGAGGACGACAUAGAGAAGCAGGAAGAUCCAUUGUAUUCUAAUUAUCAGCGCCUUCAUUGUGAACUUACUUCUCUUGAAGUUGAUUCUGAAGAAUUUUCUGUGAUUGAGAAGUAUAUGCAGAAUACUCAUGCAAAAACACAUUCAAAUUAUACUGUUGAUAUUGUUCAAAUAUUUAGAAUUUCCAGAGAAGGUGAAGAGGAACGGUUCAAGAAGUUCUCUACAACACCGAAUAGGAUGCUUUUGUGGCAUGGUUCUCGUCUCACAAAUUGGACUGGCAUUCUAUCGCAAGGAUUACGAAUAGCUCCUCCAGAAGCACCUUCAACAGGUUAUAUGUUUGGAAAGGGUGUUUAUUUUGCUGAUAUGUUUUCAAAAAGUGCCAACUACUGCUAUGCUUCAGAUGUUACUAGGACUGGCGUGCUGCUUUUAUGUGAGGUGGCACUUGGGGAGAUGGCUGAGCUUCUAACUGCAAAUUAUAAUGCUGAUAAGUUGCCAGCAGGAAAGCUAAGCACAAAAGGAAUAGGAACAACAGCUCCAGAUUCAUCAGAGUUCCAGACUCUUAACGAUGGUGUCAUUGUACCCCUAGGAAUGCCGAAGGCACAACCAGUUCCCAAGGGUCAUUUGCUUUACAAUGAGUACAUAGUAUACAAUGUGGAACAGAUUCAGAUGCGAUAUGUCAUUCAAGUAAAUUUUAAUUUUGAGAGGCGGUAGGGAACAAGAUGUUUUGCUCCUUAAAUGUUGUUCUUCCUUAAGGCAGUUGUUUUUCAUCUUUAGUAGCAGCAGAUGUUUUGAGUUAUUAUAAUUCAUCUUUCUCUUGCUGAUUCCAUCUGUAAGGAUUAGCCCUUCUAUAUUCUAAAGUAUCACCUUUUUAUUUGAGAGAA